Messenger RNA from Closterium sp. Naga37s-1, 1377 nucleotides. The record is from the annotation of a GenBank genome assembly. NCBI's taxonomy places the organism in Eukaryota, Viridiplantae, Streptophyta, Zygnematophyceae, Desmidiales, Closteriaceae.
AUGAUCAGUGGCGGAGCCUCCGCCCUCCCCUCCGCGGGACUCCCCCCGCAUCCGCAGCAGGAGCACCCCGCGCCCGCGCACGUAGACGCGACUCCAGCAGCAGCCACUCCCGCCUCCGCCUCCGCCGUAGGCAUGGACGCAGGCGCGAGCGUAGGGGGGGAGAAUGCCCUGACGGCGCUGAACCCAGUGGUGGCGGGACUGGCGGCGUCGCGGACGGCGCAACUGACGGACGCGGCGCGGGCGCUCAAGGCGCAGGGCGUUCCGCUGAUCGAGCUGGCCGCGGGGGAGCCGGAUUUCGACACCCCCAAGGAAAUUGUCGAGGCAGGAGUGGCGGCUCUGCGGCAGGGCUUCACACGCUAUGCGCCCAACCAGGGCACUCUGGAGCUCAGAGCGGCCAUCUGCGAGAAGCUCAAGACGGAGAACGGUCUCAGUUACUCGCCAGAGGAAGUGGUGGUGAGCAACGGCGCCAAGCAGGCCGUGUUCCAAGGGGUGAUGGCUGCAUGCAGUCCGGGGGACGAGGUCAUCAUCCCAGCGCCCUACUGGGUGUCCUACCCUGAAAUGGCUAAACUCGUGGGAGCCACGCCCGUCGUCCUCCCCACCACCACGGCCCACUCCUUCCUCCUCUCCCCCUCCGCCCUGCAAGCCGCACUCACCCCCGCCUCGCGCCUCCUCAUCCUCUGCUCGCCCUCCAACCCCACCGGGGCUGUGUAUUCCCCGGAGCAGCUGCAGCAGCUGGCAGAGAUUGUCGCCCAGCACCCGCGGCUCUUGGUCCUAGCAGACGAGAUCUACGAGCACAUCAUCUAUCCGCCAGCUCGGCACGUGAGCUUUGCUUCGCUCCCGGGCAUGUGGGAGCGCACGCUCACAGUCAACGGCUUCUCCAAGGCCUUCGCCAUGACAGGCUGGCGACUUGGCUAUCUUGCGGCUCCCAAGCCAUUCGCAGCAGCGGCCAACCGCAUUCAGAGCCAGACCACGUCGGGCGCCAGCAGCAUCGCUCAGAAGGCAGCCAUGGCAGCAUUUGAGCUGGGGCCGUGUGGGGGAGACACAGUGGCAGCGAUGGUGGCGGCAUUCAGGAGGCGGAGAGACAUGCUGGUGGCUCGCCUAGAGAAGAUUGCUGGCAUCAAUCUGGCCGUGCCCCAGGGAGCGUUCUAUCUCUUCCCGGACGUCUCCUCCUUCUACGGCCGCUCAGGCCCAGGGUUUGGACCAAUCACGGACAGCGAGUCAAUGUGCCGAUAUUUGCUGGAGCGGGGGCAGGUUGCAUUGGUUCCAGGAGAGGCCUUUGGAGCUCCCGAGUGCAUCCGAAUAUCGUAUGCGGCAGCGGAUGAAGUGCUUUUACAGGCCAUGGACAGGAUUGAGAAGGCUCUGGCUGAAAUUGAAUAG